Molecule: messenger RNA, 1004 nt
Organism: Thunnus maccoyii (southern bluefin tuna)
Lineage: Eukaryota; Metazoa; Chordata; Actinopteri; Scombriformes; Scombridae
Gene: morn3
Product: MORN repeat containing 3
Exons: 6
Coding region: 207-920 (237 amino acids)
Source: RefSeq, a predicted model, not a curated record
CUUCGGUUGCUAGGAUACAAAGAAUGCUCAGCUCUCUCUGGGAUGCGGACACCAGCUAGCGCUGAUAUACUGCUCGCCGUCUAACAUGUUUUCCUAAUUUACUCUGCAACUGCAUGGCCUGAGUUUGCAAGCGGAUUGAGUUUAAGUAAGUCAUCCGCUUGGACACAUCGCUAUUAAAGGGUUUUCACCAAACUUUGCACCCAGCCAUGCCAUAUGUUAAAACAUCUCACAAAAAUCCGCCAUUCUCAACACUGUUGGAUAUUAAGUCACAGAAAUGUGGACUGCGCCGAACAGUUUUCUCGGUCACUGGGAAUGAAUACACUGGGGAGUGGCAGAACAACCAGAAGCAUGGGAAGGGAACUCAGGUGUGGAAGAAGUCUGGUGCCAUUUAUAAUGGAGAGUGGAAAUUUGGAAAACGUGAUGGAUAUGGCACCUACAGUGUACUACUCCCAGAAACAAAGGAGUAUGUACGGAAGUACUGUGGUGGAUGGAAAAAUGGAAAGAAGCAUGGGUAUGGCACGUACUUCUACAGUAACUCAGCAGUUUAUGAAGGUGAGUGGAGUGAGGGUCUCCGGUGCGGCUGGGGAAGAAUGUACCAUGAGAGUGGAGACAUCUACGAAGGAGAGUGGAUGAAGGAUAAGAAUCAUGGACAGGGCAUCAUUCGAUUUGCAAAUGGCAGCUGGUAUGAAGGCACCUGGAGGGAUGGCAAGAAGAACGGCAAUGGAAAGUUCUACUAUCCUGACAAAGGCCAGCUAUAUGAAGGCUUUUGGGUGGAUGGAGUAGCAAAAUGUGGGACCCUGUCUGAUUUCGGAAGGGACGAAGCACCAACACCAACGAAGUAUCCCAUUCCACAGAUACACCUGGUGGAUAUGCAGAUGGUUUUAAGGGAAGCCCAAUCGGCAUACCUUGAUCAAUGUUGAUGAGCAACAAGAGGAUCAACACCAUGUUUCCACCCCACCAAAAACUCACAGAAUAAAAAAUAAAUACAAAAUGUCAUAACGAUA